This is a messenger RNA of Pollicipes pollicipes, 2083 nucleotides long. It is a transcript of the gene Lerp, whose product is annotated as lysosomal enzyme receptor protein. Gene Ontology annotation, molecular function: signaling receptor activity; D-mannose binding. Lineage: Eukaryota; Metazoa; Arthropoda; Thecostraca; Pollicipedomorpha; Pollicipedidae. The transcript is spliced from 15 exons. The record is from RefSeq and is a predicted model, not a curated record. The coding region runs from base 137 to 2083 and encodes 648 amino acids. Gene Ontology annotation, biological process: lysosomal transport.
CUUCAGCGGGCUGGCCGGCACCGACGCCAGCUGGGUGACCUCCGACGACAGGCACUUCCAGCUGAGCCUGUGCCGACCGCUGGCCGCGGACCACCUGCCGCCGCCCUGCCUCGCGCUGCCCGGGACGGCCGUGUGCAUGCAGGCGGGUAGCGAGUCCGUCAGCCUGGGCCGGGUGGCCGGCGAGCCCACACUCAAGGCGGACGGCUCCCUCUCCGUCGUCUACUCCAACGGCUCGCGCUGCGGAUCCGGCACCUACAGCUCCGAGGUGCAGCUGGUGUGUGGGCCAGAUGACGGGCGACCGGUACUGCAGGGCACGCGCGGACCCUGCGCCUUCGUCUUCGUCUGGGAGACGGCCGCAGCCUGCGGCGACCAGGAGAGCUCGGGCGCCGACUGCCGCGUGCGUGACCCCCUGUACGGGUACGAGCUGGACGUCAGCUCGCUGCGCCGUCGCCAGGACUACGCCAUCCCGCUGGACGGCGGCCGCACCCUGUACGUGAACCUGUGCGGCCCGCUGCAGCGCCGCUGCGCCGGCGCCGCCGAUCAGGGCGUCUGCCUGGUGGACGGCGACAACAUGACCGGAUACGGCGGCGCCACCUCACUGCUGCAGUACUCUGGCGGCGUGCUGAAGCUGGAGAUGACCGGUGGCGCCGCCUGCGGCGCGUCGGCGAACCAUAGCACCCGGCUGGUGCUGACCUGCGACCAGGCGGCGCCGGCGGCCGCCGAGGUUGGCCUGGUGCACCUGGGCGGCUGCACCACCUACCUGGUGAUGCCGGCGCGGCAGGCCUGCCAGCCGCGCACCACCUCCAGCUGCCGCACCCCGGACGGCCGCUACGACCUGAGCGGCCUGACGGCGCUCACCGGGAACCACAAGUACCGCGAGGUGGCCGCCACCUACGUGCUGAACGUGUGCCACUCGGUCAACCCGGAGGAGGGCGUGAGCUGCCCGUCCGACGCCGGCAGCUGCCUGGUGCGGCCCGAGCAGCCGCUGGCCGGCGACAGGUACCUGAGCCUGGGUGUCGUGGCGGGCGGGCCGACGGUGGAGGCCUCCGGGGCGGUGCUGCGCUACAACUCCAGCCAGCCGUGUCCGGGCCAGCCCCAGCGGCGCCGCGCCACGCUCAUCCGCUUCCACUGCGACCGCGGCGCCGCCGGCAGCCAGCCCCGCCUAGUGUCCAGCGACGGAUGCCUGUACGAGUUCGCCUGGGACUCGCCGCUCGCCUGUCCGCUGGCGGAGGCGCGUGGCGCCGCCAACUGCACCGUCACCAACCCGCGCACCAACUUCAGGUUUGACCUGGGGCCGCUGCGCCGGCCGCAGGGUUACACGGUGGCCCACCCGCUGGGGCGUCAGUACCAGCUGAACGUGUGCGGCCCGCUGUCGCAGCCCGGCAACUGCUCGGCCGGCUCUGGGGUCUGCAAGACAACACCGGUGAACCCAUCGAACGUUUGGGACGGCGGCAUGGCCAACGACCGACUCGUGUUCGAUGACGGAGUGCUGUUCCUCAACUACAGUGGCGGGGCCCCCUGCGGCGGCGGCGGCCGGCGCUACUCCACCGUCAUCACGUUCAUCUGCGGUCCGGAGAACGCCAGCCCGCAGCCGGUCGUCACCGACGACGACCUGUGCGUCAUCACCGUCCACUGGCCCACCCACUUGGCCUGCGAGACGCGGGUGGACUGCACUGUGGACACUCCGGACGGUCCGGUGGACCUGACGCCGUUGAUCCGGUCCGACGGUGGACACGCCACGGCGGCGGCGGCGGCGGGCGCGCCCGGCCCUCCGGACCAGUUCCUGAUCAACGUCUGCCGCCCGCUCGGCCCGGACGAGGGCCACGCCUGUCCGCCCGGCAGCGGCGCCUGCCACGUCCGCGGCACCGUCGCGCAGAGUCUCGGUCACGUGCACGGCCCGCCCCGCCUGCAGUCGGGUCACGUGAGCCUGCUGUACGAGCACGGCUCUCCCUGUCCGGAGAAGCCCGGCCAGAACCUGACGGCCGAAUUGCAGCUCUACUGCAACGCUACUGCCGCGGCCACGGCUCUGCCCGACCGGCCCGAGUACGCCGCCUGCCGCUACACGUUCGGCUGGCAGACGUGA